GCAAACACAUGAGCUCAAUUACCACCGAUUUUCACAUGUGGAAGAGAUUUUACAUACCCUUAGGGAGCGAAUGAGGACGAUGGUCAGAUUUAUCGUUGUUCUCUUUCCUUCUCCGUCUCAAGACUCAUGCGCCCGGCUCUUCUUCGAUUACUGAGGAGACCGUCAGCUCUUUCGGUUCUCGACUCCCUGAUCUCAGCGCCUGUCGGAGUUGAACAAUUCGAGCUUAGACGCGAUUCAAGAUGCUUGCGCUGUCUUACAAAGAGUACUCAACAGGAGCAACACGUAUCAACUGCCAAUUCAGAACACCCCGCUCCUCAGGAAUGCUCCUCUCCAUCAACAAAGCGAACAUUGAGCUUUCAGGUCCAUAAUAUCAAGGCACCAAAGAGGCAAGCAGAGGACAACGCUGAACCUGGAGAAGCCUCCACCAAUAGGGCACCCUCUCGCCUAUCACGAUUCCGAUUACAACCGGACAAGCUAGAAUUUGAGUCGGAUAUUGGACAUACACGCGACAUCGGGACUCGUCUAGUGGAUAAUCCACUCCACCGGAAUGAUUUCAAUUUAUGGGUAGAGCUCUUACGCUACCGUCAACGGCAUCAUGGAGAUCAAGGAACAAUGGCCAUUUGGGAGGCUCUGACAGAUCGCGUGGACGGCGUGCAACUUCCAGUGGACGGGGAACUGGCGGAUUUUCUCUGGCAAAGCUUUGUCAACGUCGGUUUCAAGCGGGAAAUUGUGAUCACCGAGGUGGUUGAAUAUGCGCGAGAGCUGUGGGAUUCGACCGGAAAACGAUGGCCCAAACUCUACGAAAGUGUUGUCGGCGGGUUCAUUGAACGCGGCAUGAACCAUCAGGCUGAAGAAUGGCACCAAAGACUUCAGGAUCCACAUCUGGCAUGUCCGAAUGACGUUUUGCAUGUUCUCAGACCAGAUGUCGCCGUUCAACACUCUGUCAGUACCGUUGCGAGUCUGUCCAAAACCGAACACAAGGGCUUCCUGCCAAGCUUAUCGGCUUUUCGCAACAUUUGCCGGUCAGUGGAAGGUCACCAGAUAUAUGUCCCUGUCAUGUCUGCGCUUCUUAAAAAUCAUCUUUCUGCUCAGGAAUUGGUCCUCAUGCAUUUAUUCUUAGUCGGUAAGGGCGAUCACCCCCGCUCUUACAGAGACAUAGAGCCGGUGAUGCAUGGUGCGGAAAAGCGCGGCCUACGAAUAUUCCGGCAGAAACUGCGAGCUUAUGUCAACUCUCGGUUCCUCAGUGAGAUCAAAGCCUCUGAGGUUGAAGACUCUGGGCAGCCUCAUGCAUUGCCAGUGAACCUCAACGAAGGAGAGCUUUCGCGUCAACUGAAGCCCGUCCCGGAUGAAUUCGGCGCGCGCAUAUUCGCUACCGACGCUCUCAAAUUCGAGCUCAUUCUUUCUGGCCUCAAGAUGUUUGGCGCGACAUCCAUCGGACCACAGUCAUUACGGGAAAUGGCAUUGAGAGCGCAUGGGACACAAGAUAUUUUAGAGAAAAUUCGACUGCUGCGGGAAGCAGGUAUUUCCAUUGGUGACUCAAUCUUUUCCCGCCUUGUCCGCAAGCUAGCUGCCGAAAAUCGUGGCAUUGUUCUGGCAGAUCUACUUCGAAGUGACCAGCAUCCGGACGUGCUGGAGGAUGCGGGUAUACAAGAAUCCCUCUUGCUGUCUUAUUACAUCAGCCACGAUUUGCGUCUCUACAACCUGACUCUGGCAAUCCUCAGCGAAGUCGCCGAUGAAGGGCCAUAUCUGUUCAACAUUCAUUUUCGAAAACACCUGGCAGCCGGCGAGUGGGAGUUGGCAUCAAAAGUGGUUGACGAACUGACUUUGCGCGGAGAGGUCCUGGACGAAAAAAGCAUCGACUUCAUGAUAAGGCAUGUCUUGACACCUCGACGGCCUGGGUCUGGACCAGUACGAAGCCAGAACCGGCCACCAACAUCUGAAGUGGCAUUCGUCUUUCGUGUGCUACAACGCGUCAUUCCUCUGGGGGCAACUGUGUCCGCUGGGCUCUGGAUCGAGUUGAUCAAACGACUAGGUCAAACAAAUUCCUGGACCGAGCUUCGGAACUGCUGCCUUUGGCUGGCUCGUCAAUAUUCUCCGACCGUACAGCAGAAGGAUAUUCCGUUGGAAAUAAUUUCAACUUCCAGUAGAGUGUGGCCUAGUCGUACUCCAUCUUCGGCAGAGGAGAAUGCUGACAUCCUCCGCACCAUAUUUAGCCAACAACUUCAGGGAGCUCUCGUGCAUUGGGGGUUUAGGAUGCGAGUCUCCUCGAACGCCAACCGCUACAACCCGGUCACAGACCAGGUUCCAUGGGUACGAGGCCUCAUCCUUCUGCGGGAGUUGGAGCGUAACGGAGUCGAUCUGAAGGAUGGUCAACUAAAUAAGCGACAAGGCUGGAACGGGACCAUUCCGUGGGAGCAGCAAAGAGUCGAGCUGGAUCCAGUCAACAUCUUCUUUGGCAAUCAGUGUAUUUGA
Messenger RNA from Aspergillus homomorphus CBS 101889, 2472 nucleotides. RefSeq lists its product as uncharacterized. The record is from RefSeq and is a predicted model, not a curated record. Lineage: Eukaryota; Fungi; Ascomycota; Eurotiomycetes; Eurotiales; Aspergillaceae. The transcript has 3 exons. The coding region runs from base 127 to 2472 and encodes 781 amino acids.